AUGGUCCAGUUCUGGUUCAGCCUUCCUGAACCAUUUCCGAACCCCGAACCCAUUGUCAACUUCAACUUCGACAUGACUUCGACUUCAACUUUGAUUUUGACUUCAACUAGGACAAUGCUACCUUUAGCCUUUUUGAAGAUAUCUACUUGUUCCAGUCUAUAUGCUUCCUGGACCAUCAUGAUCCUCCACCGGCUGUUAACUCUAACGGAUCUCCUUGGAUAUCGUUGCUCUGGGAUGUUUGGGUUUGCUCCAUGCAUAAAACAAGGUGCCGACAACGAAAUUGAUGCUUCCGAUAUCACCUUCUUCAAUGAUCCUGAUGAUGAAGUACCACUGCCCCAGGUCCCACCUUCCGCCCAGCCAUCAUCUUCAACUACAUCCACAAAAGAUGCCUUUUCCAUUCUGCUCAAGGCUGGACACACCCUGGCAACAGUCACAGCUGGUUCUCAGCACUCUGGCUGGCCGUCAAAACCAUCAGCUCGUAUUCGUGAUGCUGACAAUGCCUGUGGGCUGUCUUCAUCUUCGGGCACAAGGAAGCGUGCUUUAUCAAGCGCUAUGGACCAUCCAGCACCUAAGAAAGUCGCAGUCGCCAUGCAAAUCUUAUCUCCUCUUGACUUGGAAGAUGAAGAUAUACCUUCUAUGCCUGAUCUAGGAGAGUCAUCUGCUGACGAGCUGAUCCCCCAACCAGAGGACAAUGAUGAAGCCGAUGAAGCUAAGUCCAAGAAUGGGGGCACCACUUUGACUCUUUCAAAAAGUGAAUGUACGGCGGAUGUUAGGACUAUAUUUACCCACUUACCUGAUGGGUGGGUCUGUAUCCUGUGCAAGGAUGCUGGUCAACCAGUACAGAAGCACACGUUUCGCGGAGGCACUUCGACACUGCACACACACAUUGUCCAUCACAAAAAGUCCCAUUUUCAAGUCUACAAGGAGCGUUGUGAUGCUGCAGGCAUCACAAUGCACUCUUGUGCAAUUCCACCCAGAGAAGAUGUCACCAUAAUGCAAAUGCAAAUGCAGAUGACUCUCGAUGGCAAGCUUGUUUGCAAACCACCCGCAUUCACCAAGGAAGGGCUACUCGAAUAUAUCAUGGAACUCAUUGUCACGGAAGAUGAGGUACGUCGAUUUUUUAUGUUUAUAUUCAUUUGA
Messenger RNA from Suillus fuscotomentosus, 1140 nucleotides. RefSeq lists its product as uncharacterized. The coding region runs from base 1 to 1140 and encodes 379 amino acids. The transcript is spliced from 6 exons. NCBI's taxonomy places the organism in Eukaryota, Fungi, Basidiomycota, Agaricomycetes, Boletales, Suillaceae. The record is from RefSeq and is a predicted model, not a curated record.